AUUUAAACUCUGUUCUUUUGUUUCAGUACCAUAUAAUUCAAUCAUGGCAGCAAAAGAUGAUGUGGAAGGGGUUGACAAGACAAUUCAAGGGUCAUGUGAGAGUUUCCACAUUGGCCAUCACUUUCAAACCAGUGCAAAGGAUACUCCCGAAGUCGAAGAGGUUGAACAUGUUGAGAAAAUCACUUGGUUUGUGUUAGCACUAACUUCGUGCGUGUGCCUCAGUGGUUUCUUGUUUGGUUUUGACACUGGCGUCAUUUCUGGAGCUCUGCAACCUAUUCGCGAUGAAUUUCAGUUGAAUGAUGUACUUUCAGAACUCAUUGUCGGUGCAACCACAUUGGGUGCCAUUAUUGGUGGGUUGUUCGCUGGCUUUUGCUCAGAUCGAGUUGGAAGAAAGCCUAUCACAUUGCUCUCCUCUGUUGUAUUUGUUGUUGGAGCCAUUGUCAUUGCUGCCGCACCCAACUUUGGAGUUUUGAUUUUUGGAAGAUUGGUCGUAGGAUUUGGAGUCGGUCUUGCUUCGAUGAUUGUUCCAGUCUAUUUGAGUGAAGUAGCUCCUCGUACGCUUCGUGGUAGACUGACAACAAUUAAUGUUCUAAUGAUCACGUUCGGUCAAUUGGUCUCGUAUCUCAUUAAUAUUGCUUUUGCCAAGACGAAUGAAGGAUGGCGCUAUAUGUUUGGAAUUGCUGCUGUUCCAGCUUUGAUUCAACUGUGCAUCUUACCGUUUUUGCCAGAGAGCCCACGUCAACUGGUUGUGAAAGGAAGGACCGAGCAAGCUACCGCUGCUCUUACCAAGAUCUAUGGAAAGAGCGUACCAGAAUUCUUCGUUCAAUCCGAGCUUUCGCAAAUCGAACAAAGUAUUGAGAUCUCCAAAGCCGGCACUUACAGAGAGUUGUUUAAACCAUACAACCGUAAACCUCUCAUCAUCUCAUGUGCUCUACAAGCUGCACAGCAGCUAUCCGGAUUCAAUUGUGCUAUGUACUAUGCCGCUACGAUCUUACAUAUGGCUGGUUUCCGAGAUAAUUCGUCUUCGACAUACUUCUCUAUUGUGGUGUCAGCUACAAAUUUCUUAUUUACAUUCAUCGCUUUGACUAUCAUUGACAAGGUCGGUCGUCGCCGAAUCCUUAUUUACAGCAUGGUGGCGAUGAUCAUCGGCCUGUGGGCAUUAGGAGGAGCCUUUGCUGGACAGCAAGGCUUUAUGACACUUCAGGAUAAUUGCAAUUAUGGAACCAAUUGCGCACGCUGUGUACAGGACUCUUCCUGUUCAUGGUCAAUAUCACAAGGCAUGUGUGCUAUUACCUCCGGUCUUGAUCCUGCCGAUAUCUUCCAAUCCAGCACUGGUUGUCCUCCUCAAGCUCAUGAUCAAGCUCUGACUGGCAUCUUAUUUGCAUCCCUCGUCGUCUAUGUGGCCGGUUAUGCUUUAGGUCUUGGCAACGUACCAUGGCUUAUGCAAAGCGAACUGUUUCCUCUCUCUGUUCGUGGAAAAGCUAACGGUAUCGCAACUGCUGUCAAUUGGGCUUGCAACUUGAUCAUUUCAACAUCCUUUUUAAGUAUGACCAAUGGCGUUUCCGCGGCAGGUACUUUCUGGUUCUAUGGUGGACUUUCCAUCUUGUUCUGGAUAUUUGCCCUCUUUGAAGUGCCAGAAACUGCGAAUAGAUCUUUGGAAGAAGUUCGUCGCCUAUUCACCAAAGAAUAAAUCCCCAACCACCAUGGCAUGGAGCCGCCUCAACCGAUGUAGAACUCUAUCUCACCUUUCUUUUGCCUAUUGUCAUUAAUACAGUAAUACCUUUUUAGCUUAUUGAAUCUUCUUUUAAACAGAAAUAAUAAAAGGAUCCUCUGGAACCGAUUAAUACCAUCAUCAAGAUAAUA
Messenger RNA from Umbelopsis ramanniana AG, 1863 nucleotides. RefSeq lists its product as uncharacterized. The transcript is spliced from 9 exons. The record is from RefSeq and is a predicted model, not a curated record. Gene Ontology annotation, biological process: transmembrane transport. Gene Ontology annotation, cellular component: membrane. Bases 44 to 1690 code for a protein of 548 amino acids. Gene Ontology annotation, molecular function: myo-inositol:proton symporter activity. Lineage: Eukaryota; Fungi; Mucoromycota; Umbelopsidomycetes; Umbelopsidales; Umbelopsidaceae.